This is a messenger RNA of Lactuca virosa, 830 nucleotides long. The record is from the annotation of a GenBank genome assembly. Lineage: Eukaryota; Viridiplantae; Streptophyta; Magnoliopsida; Asterales; Asteraceae.
CUCCAUAAAUACUCUCAUCCUCCGAUCUCUCACGCCCUCCCUCCUGUUGCACCCUGCUCAAUUACACCAAGAAAAUUUAUGUGAUCAUGGGAAUUCGAAAGCCAGCUUGGUUAGAAGCUCUCUAUGCACAGAAAUUCUUCACAGCGUGCCCGAUUCAUGUGAACUCGAAGAAGAACGAGAAGAAUAUAUGUUGUUUAGAUUGUUGCACUAGCAUAUGUCCACACUGUGUGCACAUUCAUCGGUUCCAUAGACUCCUUCAAGUUCGACGCUAUGUAUACCAUGAUGUUGUUCGGAUGGAAGAUCUAGAGAGGCUUAUCGAUUGCUCGAAUGUUCAAGCUUAUACCAUUAAUAGUGCAAAAGUUGUGUUCAUCAAGAAGAGACCUCAGAACAGGCAAUUUAAGGGGUCAGGGAAUUAUUGCACUUCUUGUGAUAGAAGCCUUCAAGAACCCUUUAUCCAUUGCUCUUUAGGGUGUAAGGUGGAUUUUGUGCUCAAACAUUACAGAGACCUCACACCCUUCCUAAGGGUAUGCAAUUCAUUACAGCUUGGUCCCGAUUUCUUCAUUCCUAACGACACUGGGGAUGAUGAAAUGACUAACGAGACACCUCACUCGACCGUUGUUGACUCAGAUGACCCGAUGAGCUCAGGGUCGGGCUCAUCUGGGUCUGAAAACAUGAGCAUGAUGUGCACCGGGUUCGUAAGGAAGAAAAGGAGUGGACUUUAUUCUUGUGAAAGGUUUUCGAGUAAGGUUCAUUCUGAAGAGGACAUGGCGACAAGCAUGAGUAGAAGAAAGGGAAUUCCUCAAAGGUCACCAAUGUGUUGAGAAAUGAGA